UCAAUCUUUUAAGUAUAUUCCUAAGCUGUGUACAGCCAAGUGUAUUCCUAAACUGUGUACAGCCAAGUGUAUUCCUAAACUGUGUACAAGCAAGUGUAUUCCUAAACUGUGUACAGCCAAGUGUAUUCCUAAACUGUGUACAGCCAAGUGUAUUCCUAAACUGUGUACAGCCAAGUGUAUUCCUAAACUGUGUACAGCCAAGUGUACUCCUAAACUGUGUACAGCCAAGUGUAUUCCUAAACUGUGUACAUCCAAGUGUAUUCCUAAACUGUGUACAGCCAAGUGUAUUCCUAUACUGUGUACAGUCAAGUGUAUUCCUAAACUGUGUACAGUCAAGUGUAUUCCUAAACUGUGUACAGCCAAGUGUAUUCCUAAACUGUGUACAGUCAAGUGUAUUCCUAAACUGUGUACAGUCAAGUGUAUUCCUAAACUGUGUACAGCCAAGUGUAUUCCUAAACUGUGUACAGCCAAGUGUAUUCCUAAACUGUGUACAGCCAAGUGUAUUCCUAUACUGUCUGACCAGCUGGUGUCGUCGUGUUGUUGUAUUCCUCCUUAAUUGUUGACAUAGUGCACAGGCUUUAACUGUUUCCUACUUUGAGCAUCCAGGAAAUUGUAUUCUGAUUGUCAUGGCAAUUUGUGCUGGCAUUUCACGGACUUGUUGCCUAGUGAUGACAGUGGUAGUACUUGUGAUCUCCGACUCUGAAAUCUUUAGACAGAAACGCGAUAAGCUCGUGGAAGGCCUUGAAGAGCUUUCCAGGCAGAAAAGAGUUAAUGCCGGAACUGAGCUGUUUAGACAGAAAAGAAUUGAUCCCAAUACUGAGCUCUUCAGACAGAAAAGGACAGACACGGAAAGUGGGCCAGAUUUAUCCAGACAGGAACGAUUAGAGGACAAAAGCGAGUUGAAUCUAGCUAGAGAGAAAAGAUCAGACGAUGAGUCGAUUCCACCUAGCAAUAAGAACAAAAGGAACACUGAAAAACGGGCAGGAUUUCUACGAGGUCUAAGCGAUCGAGAAGUCUUCAGACAAAAGAGAGCCGAAAGUGACAAUCUGCUCUUCAGACAAAAGAGAGACGAAAGUGACAAACUACUCUCCAGGCAGAAAAGGGUAGAAUAUUUUGUGCUAGAAGAAGGCGAAGGUUUAUCAAGUCAAAAGUGAAAUUGAUAAAAGAGACUUCUUCUAUGGUUACGCAUACAUGUCAAAGAAAAUAUAGCGUCUAAAGUUCUUCGAUUCAACUCAUCUAUUCAGAAACAUGAAUGUGCUUUGAACAAAAACAUAUUCUGUUAGACAACAGAAUCUAAAAUCAUUAGGCCUACAUUUAGAUAAAAAAUAAGAUAGGUUCUAGUCAUUCUAGAUUAAUAAUCAUUAUAUUUUAUAUUAUAAUGACUCGAGUAGUAGCGAUUAACAUUAAUUAAUAUAUUUGAAAAAAAUUUCCUAUUACUGUACUAAUUUUAUAUAUACGGUAGAUCUAGAUGUUGUAAUGUAAACCAAUUCAAUUCUUAAUUUUUUUUAAACUUUCUUUUCUCUCCCUGUAAAUAUCUUUUUGUCUCUUACUUUAUUGUCAAAUUUUUGGAAAUAAAAGAAAAAUAACCUUAAGCAAAACAUUAUUGAGCCAGUUCCUUAAGUAAUGUCUGUAAUCUACAAGAAAAGAUUAAUAGAAAUAUUAUUUAAAUGUUUUAAAAAGAUAUUAAACACUUUCAUAUAAAACCAGAACAUUUUUUAGAAAUUAGGUUUAGAGCCUAAGGCUAAGCCUAUAUUAUUUUUAUUUAUCAAAAAGUAUUUUUUUCUGGCACUUUGCUAGGUUCUUUAUAUAAACUUUGUUUUUUUGUAUUUGUAUGGUCUGCUUAUAAUGUUGUUUGGUCUUGUUAAGCUUUUACAUUUUUCUAUGUUUUUAUAUCAACUUUAUCAUGUGGGGUUAUUUAAAGCCUAACAUAAAUAUAAUAAAUUAUGACUCUGAAAAACAUUACAAAGCAA
This is a messenger RNA of Biomphalaria glabrata, 1970 nucleotides long. RefSeq lists its product as uncharacterized. The coding region runs from base 627 to 1154 and encodes 175 amino acids. The record is from RefSeq and is a predicted model, not a curated record. The transcript is spliced from 3 exons. NCBI's taxonomy places the organism in Eukaryota, Metazoa, Mollusca, Gastropoda, Planorbidae.